Molecule: messenger RNA, 651 nt
Organism: Penicillium diatomitis
Lineage: Eukaryota; Fungi; Ascomycota; Eurotiomycetes; Eurotiales; Aspergillaceae
Exons: 1
Coding region: 1-651 (216 amino acids)
Source: RefSeq, a predicted model, not a curated record
AUGGCUACUAGGUCUACUGCAGCUGCCUCGCAUCUUCAACAGCCGGGAUUAUCAAGGAUGGAUGCUUUGAAAUAUCUCGAUUCCGUGCAGUUGCUUCCCGUACAGUCUCUACCCAACGCCGUUCAGGCCAUCAAUACAGUCUCGGAUGCGCUCCAAAAGCUCCAAGACAAGAGGCGCGCGGCUGCAGAGCCCGAGAGACCUGUUGUACUCAUCGUGGCCGGUUUAGAUACCCUCACAGAAGCGGUUAUUCGAGCGUCGAAUCCACUCCGCGGCACUGCAUUGCUGGCAGCCACACUUCGCAACGUGAACCGCCUGGCACGGACGCACGAAUCAUGGCUUUCCAUCAUCUUGGUGAACACAUCUGGACUUGGACCUGCUCAUUACGACCUUACGCCAUCGGUAGAGACUGACCAGGCUGAGAAACCUCGAAAGGAGAUGCCAAGAAAGGUCUCGGGCGAGGAUAGUAUUUACUCGGUGUUUCCGUCCCCUAGUGGACCGUUGCUAUCCACGCUUCUUAUGAAAACGCUGGAUCAGGGCAUCGAUACGCAUAUCUUACUCUCGAAUGUGAAAGCCGCACAGGUCGCGGAGGUGAUCAAGGAUCGGACCGGGUCUGGACUCGGGAAAUGGGGGAUAUGGUCACCAAGGCGAUAG